Messenger RNA from Jatropha curcas, 1500 nucleotides. It is a transcript of the gene CYP726A24, whose product is annotated as cytochrome P450 71D8-like. NCBI's taxonomy places the organism in Eukaryota, Viridiplantae, Streptophyta, Magnoliopsida, Malpighiales, Euphorbiaceae. Gene Ontology annotation, molecular function: oxidoreductase activity, acting on paired donors, with incorporation or reduction of molecular oxygen; heme binding; monooxygenase activity. The record is from RefSeq and is marked predicted.
AUGCUCUCAUUUCCAGUUAUUUUCAGUUUCCUUCUUUUCCUUCUCGUCUUAUUAAAAGUAUCCAAAAAAUUAUGCAAAGAUAAUUCUAUCCCUCCGCCGGGACCAUGGCAAUUACCUUUCUUGGGUAACAUUUUCCAGCUCGCAGGCUACCAAUUUCAUAUCCGGUUAAGCGAGUUGGCCAAAACUUAUGGACCAGUAAUGGGUAUUAAAGUCGGUCAAGUUCCUUUUCUUAUCGUUUCUUCGCCGGAAAUGGCCAAAGAAGUGUUGAAAGUCCAAGAUCCCACUUUCGUCGACCGACCGGUUGUCCUUGCAGCAGAAUUGGUGAUGUAUGGGGGCCACGACAUCGUUUAUGCGCCAUACGGAGAUCAAUGGAGACAAAUGAGAAAAUUUUGCACGUUAGAGUUACUUAGCACAAAACGAGUGCAAUCCUUUCGAUCCGUAAGAGAAGAAGAAGCUGGAGAGUUUGUAAAAUUUCUACUUUCAAAAGAGGGAAGUUCUGUUAACCUUACUCAUGCUUUAUAUGCUUUAUCAAAUUCUAUGGUUGCAAGAAGUACUGUUGGUCAUAAAACCAAAAAUCAAGAAGCGUUAUUAAACGUUAUUGAUGAUACAGUUUCAACAGCGGCAGGUACUAAUAUAGCCGAUAUCUUUCCGUCCUUAAAAUGGCUUCCUACAGUCAAACGGCAGAUGUCUAGAAUUUGGAAAUCUCAUUGUCAAACAGAUGAGAUUCUUGAAGGUAUCUUAAGAGAGCAUAGAGCUAAAAGGCAGACGGCAGCUUCCAAGAACGGUGAUCGGGCUGAAGCCGAUAAUCUUCUUGAUGUUCUUUUGGAUCUUCAACAGAGAGGAGAUCUUGAUGUUCCCUUAACUGAUAUCAACAUCAAAGGAGCAAUCCUGGAAAUGUUUGGCGCUGGAAGCGACACAUCUACAAAAACUUUAGAAUGGGCAAUGUCAGAAUUGAUGAGGAACCCAAAAAUGAUGAAAAAAGUACAACAAGAAUUGCGGAGUUUCUUUGGUGAAAAUGGAAAAGUUGAGGAAGCAAAACUUCAGGAAUUAAAAUGGUUAAAGUUAAUUAUUAAAGAAACAUUGAGAUUACAUCCUCCAAUUGCAGUAAUUCCAAGGCUUUGUAGGGAGAGGACUAAAGUUUGUGGAUAUGACGUUUAUCCUAAUACCAGGGUUUUCGUUAAUGUCUGGGCAAUGGGAAGAGAUCCUAAAAUUUGGAAUGAAGCUGAAAAAUUCAAUCCUGAGAGAUUUAUUGAUAGUUCAAUUGAUUAUAGGGGUAAUAAUUUUGAACUGAUUCCAUUUGGUGCAGGAAAAAGAAUAUGCCCUGGAAUUACAUUAGCUAUUGUUCAUGUAGAAACUGUCCUUGCAAACUUGCUAUAUCACUUUGACUGGAAAUUUCCUGAAGGAGUAACUGCAGAGAAUUUUGAUAUGAAUGAAACUUUUGCAGGAAUUAUCCGAAGAAAAGUAGACCUUGAACUGAUCCCUGUUGCAUUCCGUCCUUAA